AUGGCCCAAUCGACGUCCCAAGAGGGCCGGAGUAUUCUACUCAUCAACGGCCCCAACCUUAACCUGCUGGGUACUCGCGAGCCCGAAAUAUACGGUAGCACUACCCUCCAAGACGUCCUCGACCUCGCCCAAAAGCAAGCAGCCGAACUCGGUGUUAAACUGCAAACAUUUCAAUCUAAUUGGGAAGGGGCCAUCGUCGACCGCAUCCAGGAAGCCCGCACGCAGGGUGUGGACGCCAUCGUCAUCAAUCCUGCUGCCUUUACCCACACGAGCGUGGCAAUCCGUGAUGCUCUUCUCGGCGUCGACAUCCCCUUUGUGGAGCUGCAUGUGUCAAAUGUACACACGCGAGAGCCGUGGCGACACCACAGCUACUUCCAGGACAAGGCUGUUGCCGUGAUUUGCGGCAUGGGCACAUAUGGAUAUACGGCUGCGUUGGAGUUCGCCGCCAGGCAUAUGAAGCUAAAGAAGAAGGCACUGAAUUGA
Molecule: messenger RNA, 483 nt
Organism: Clonostachys solani
Lineage: Eukaryota; Fungi; Ascomycota; Sordariomycetes; Hypocreales; Bionectriaceae
Source: the annotation of a GenBank genome assembly